AUGGCCUUGCGACUCUCGAUGCGACGCCAAUUGGCGACCCUUGCGUCGACAGCACGCCCUCGCCUGGCGCAGCGAACCUACGCGACGUCGAACCUCUCCGAUGCGGUCAAGCAGAGCAUCGCCAGGGAGGCGUCCUUGCCCAAUCCUGACCCGGCCACAGACUCUCCCAGCGCCGCACUCGUGGGCGACCACGCCCAAUACAUGGUCGCAACCUACGCCCGCCCAGGACCCGUCUUCGUACGAGGCGAAGGGUCCUACCUCUGGGACCUGGAGAACAGGCGCUAUCUCGACUUCACCGCUGGCAUCGCCGUCAACGCCCUGGGCCACUGCGACCCCGAGGUCUCCCGCAUCAUUGCCGACCAGGCCCACACCCUGACGCACGCGAGCAACCUGUACUACAAUACCUGGACGGGCGAGCUCAGCAAGGCGCUCGUCCAGAAGACUCUGGCGUCCGGGGCUAUGCAGGAUGCCGUCACGGUUUUUGUCUGCAACUCGGGCUCCGAGGCCAACGAGGCGGCCAUCAAGUUCGCCCGGAAAGCGGGCAAGGUCGCGGACCCCAGCGGGCACAAGACGGAACUCGUGUCCUUCAAUGGCGCCUUCCAUGGCCGCACAAUGGGGGCGCUGUCCGCAACACACAACCCCAAGUACCAGGAGCCCUUUGCGCCCAUGGUGCCCGGCUUCCGCCAGGGCAAGUUCAACGACAUCGACGCCAUCCAGGAGACCGUCACGGAAAAGACGUGCGGUGUCAUCGUGGAGCCUAUCCAGGGCGAGGGCGGUGUUCAGGUCGCCAGUGACGAGUUUCUCAUCGCGCUCGCCAAGCGUUGCAAGGAGGUUGGCGCGGUCCUCGUGUACGACGAGAUUCAGUGCGGCAUGGGACGAACGGGAAGCUUGUGGGCGCACGGCCACCUGCCCAAGGAGGCGCACCCGGGCAUCCUCACCACGGCCAAGGCGCUAGGCAAUGGAUUCCCCGUCGGUGCGGUGGUGGUGAGCCAGGACGUGAGCGAGAAGAUCAUGGUCGGCGACCACGGCACCACAUUCGGUGGCAACCCUGUCGCGGCGCGCGUGGCGCAUCACAUGGUGACGCGGUUGUCGGAUGCGAAGCUGCAGGAGUCCGUGGUCGCCAAGGGUGAGAUCUUCCGCACCAGGUUCGAGGCGCUGCGCGAAAAGCACCCCGACCUGAUCAAGGAGGUCAGGGGCAAGGGUCUGAUCCUGGGGUUGCAGAUGAGCCAGGACCCGUCGCCGGUGAUCAAGGCGGCUAGGGAGAGGGGUCUGCUGAUUAUCACGGCGGGCGUGAACACGCUGCGGUUCGUGCCGAGCUUGACGAUUAGCGAGGCGGAGAUUCACGAGGGGCUUGACAUCCUGGAGAAGGCCAUUGCUGUGACGCGGUCAUGA
Emericellopsis cladophorae is the source of this 1392-nucleotide messenger RNA. RefSeq lists its product as uncharacterized. The record is from RefSeq and is a predicted model, not a curated record. The transcript has 2 exons. Gene Ontology annotation, cellular component: mitochondrial matrix. Bases 1 to 1392 code for a protein of 463 amino acids. Gene Ontology annotation, biological process: arginine metabolic process. Lineage: Eukaryota; Fungi; Ascomycota; Sordariomycetes; Hypocreales; Bionectriaceae. Gene Ontology annotation, molecular function: transaminase activity; pyridoxal phosphate binding; identical protein binding.